CCACGCCACAUGACCACAGGCCCGCCCCCCCAGCGCUGACACUUCCGCAUGCCUUCCCCCCCUCAGCUAGCUUUAGCAUGCUCCACUGUGUUUACAUCGUGUGACGGCUCAUGACGCGGACUCCUCGCCUCACGUCGACAGUCGGAGCCGCUGCUGGGUCUUUAAUGUCGGCGCCGGGGGACGGAGGACAAGCGUCUCUAUCCAUCCGGGGGACAACGAGCACAGGCAGGAAGCUAAUCCUCUCUCCGCUGCUAGGCUAACGACCUUUCAUCAGCUUCUAUGACCUUUGAUCGUCUGCCCCGAUCAGAGGAUGUAUCCGCCUUCCAGAAAGGACUUCAUCUCUCUGACGCUCAGUGAUCCGCACAGUCACGCCUACAACAAUGGCAAGCACCGCAGACAGUCCUGCUGGAGGAAAUGGAAGCAGUUGUCGCGGCUCCAGCGAAGCCUCGUCCUGCUCCUGCUGGCUCUGCUGCUCAUAUUUGGACUGCUCUCAUAUCCAAGCAUCUCAGAGCAAUGGGGAGAUUUGUCUGACAGGGAGGACUGGCUGGAGCUGACUGACAGAGAGUUGAAUGCAGCCCCUCCUGCGGUGAAGCCUGCGUUGGGUGUUGCUGCUGCGAAAGUCCUGGCUCCUGUGCCGGAGCCACAUUUGGGACCAGUUGAUAUUCCAGAUUCUGUGGCGGAGCCCAGAGGACCAAACUUCCCUAUUCUGGCAAAACCUCCCAUUAAGAAAAAGACAAUUACAAACAAGAGAGGUCCACCAAGCACGAAGAAAGAUGCUUCAGACGGUGGAGAAAAUCAAGAGCAAGUGGUUGUUCAAGAAGAAGGAGGAGCGGAUGAGGACAAAGAUAAAAAAAUCGUCAGCUGGAGAGGAGCGAUGAUCGAAGCCGAACAGGCCACGGAGCCUCCACCUUCGGCCGCUGAGAAAGACGCUGCGGCGCCCCCGGCCAACCCUGCUGACACGCUCCCACUGGAAGUAUCAACUGGAAAGGUGGACAGACUGGAGGCCGUGCGUGACGCCUUCAGACAUGCGUGGAAAGGCUAUAAGGACCACGCCUGGGGUCACGAUGAGCUCAAGCCCAUUUCCAAGUCGUUUGGCGAGUGGUUCGGUUUGGGUUUGACCCUCAUUGAUUCUCUGGACACGAUGUGGAUUUUGGGGCUAAAAGAAGAGUUUGAAGAAGCGAAGAACUGGGUAGAGAAAGAGCUCACCUUCAACAAGAACGUGGACGUUAACCUUUUUGAGACGACUAUCCGCGUCCUCGGGGGCCUGCUGAGCACCUACCAUCUAUCAGGAUAUCAGCUCUUCCUCGAUAAAGCAAAAGAUCUGGGGUCCAGGUUGAUGCCUGCCUUCAAAACUCCCUCAAAGAUUCCGUUUUCAGACGUCAACAUCGGGAAGGGAACCGCCCGUCCCCCGCGAUGGACGUCUGACAGCACGCUGGCCGAGGUCACGAGCAUUCAGCUGGAGUUUAGAGAGCUGAGCCGCCUCACCCAGGAGCCGCAGUAUCAGGAGGUUGUGGACGAGGUAAUGAAGCUGGUCCACAAGCUGCCAGGCAAACACGACGGCCUGGUGCCCAUGUUCAUCAACACCAACAGCGGACAGUUCUCCCACAAAGGAGUCUUCACGCUGGGAGCCAGGGCGGACAGCUACUACGAAUACCUGCUCAAACAGUGGCUGCAGGGAGGAAAGACUGAAGACGAUCUGCUGGAGGACUACCUGCAGGCUGUGGAGGGUGUGAAGAAACACCUUGUGAGACAGACGGGUCCCGGCAGGUUGACCUUUGUUGGAGAGCUGUCCCACAGCCGCUUCAACGCCAAGAUGGAUCACCUGGUUUGCUUCCUGCCGGGAACACUGGCGCUCGGGGCCCACAACAGCCUCCCCCAGGACCACAUGGAUCUGGCAGUGCAGCUGAUGGAGACGUGUCACCAGAUGUACACGCAGAUGGAGACCGGGCUGAGCCCAGAGAUCGCACACUUCAACCUGCAGGCCAGCGAGGGGCGAGACGUCGUUGUCAAGCCUGCAGACAGACACAACCUGCUGAGACCAGAGACGGUGGAGAGUCUCUUCUACAUGUACAGAUUCACUAAGGACACAAAGUACAGAGACUGGGGGUGGGAGAUACUGCAGAGCUUCAAUAAGUACACGAAGGUCCCCGACGGCGGUUACACGUCCAUUAACAACGUCCGUGACCCCGUUAACCCCGGGCCCCGGGACAAGAUGGAGAGUUUCUUCCUGGGCGAGACGCUGAAGUACCUGUAUCUGCUCUUCUCUGACGACACGGAGCUGCUCAGCCUGGAUAAGUACAUCUUCAACACUGAGGCACAUCCUCUCCCCAUAUGGCCCUCGCCGCCCAAGUGACGUUACCGAGCGGGAGACGUCUCUAAUAACAGAUACGGUGUCGCGGAAUCCUGUGUGAGUCAAACAGCUGCUCGGUCAGGAACACGUCCAGGCCGGAGUAGAGCAGAUCUGUGGUGUCCGACGUCUUUCCACAUGGAGGAGUUGAUUAUUUUUCCUUUUUCUUAAUUUUUUUUUUUUUUUUAUAAGGAAAAGGUUUCUGUUGGAGCUGGUCUCUGAUGUCAAAUCUUUGGUGAAAAUCACUGACAAUCUGGGGAUGAAGUGAGAAGGAAGUGGGAUAACGCUCGUGUGUGUGUGUGUGUGUGUGGUUACAGCAAUUAUGCCCCUCCCCCCCCCUGUUAGUUUGUCUUACCAAUUGUAGGUGUAGAUCCACGUUAGUCCCGUAAAGUCAGAAGUCGAGACGCUCUCAUGAAGUCAACACAUGCUCAUGUAUUAAAAUGAAGUUUAAUGACGGCUAGUUAGCACUUUGUUAUUCCUCUCGGGACAUCGUCUCCCUGGACUGGUCCGUCCUGAGCGUCCUGGAGAAGUGCACAGCUCCAGUGCAGCUAGUGCCUUGCUGAAAAGCAAAGGCAGAGUAUUCCUAAUCAUAGACUUCGUAUAAAGAUGGACGACGCGUCUCUUAAUUCCUCCCACCAUCUAGAAAUGAAGACACUUUAGCAGAGAGGUCAUGCCGUCCAUCUUUAUAAAUGUUCCAAAUACCUCACGUGUGUCUUAAUUAGAUGAAAACCUGAUUAAAACGGACUCUAAUCGUGAUUUUUCUUUAAUUUAGAAGAUUUGUGAACCCCCAGAAAUCUUUGCACUUGAGAAUGAUCACUUAUCGGAUCCUUUUCCACGCGGAGCUGGAAUCGUUUCGACACCAAAAUACAACUUUAAAGGGAAAUCUGGUUCUAUCUUCAAAUUAAGAGCACCAGUACAAAUACAUGUUUGAAUGUCCUCAAAGUUUGAAGGUUAAUCAGUCUUUUGUGAUUUCAGGUCUGUAACAAGAUGACACCUUGAUUUAUUGAUGAAUGUAGACAUUGGUUCUGUUCGGUUUUUUUUGUGAUUUUGUAUUUUUGUCACAGAGGAACACUACGAAAAGUCUCAUCUUGAGUUUUAUUAAAUUAAUUUUUGCUUUAUAUCAAAUAGAGGAGAAUUAUCUGAGGCCGCCACGCAGCCUUAAAUCUGCCGCGCUGUGAAGUCGGAUCAAAAUGAACAAGAAGUCAUCAUUUCCUGUGUCAGGGACGAUAAACACGCAGACGUUCAUUCAUCCUGUGUUCACAGGCGACUUUGUCUAAGAAGUGAAGUCGUGUGGAAUUAUUUUCUUCCCACUUGAAGGAUUUUGAUUCAUUGCUGUGAAGCAGUCGCUGAUUUCCCGUCAAAUGUGAUGUAGAGCAGCUACGGGAGCUUUGUUUUCCACAUGCUCACGUUGACAAAUCAUUUUGAAGGAUGUGUCCGAUGUCGUGUAUGUGCUGCUUGAACAAACAUCCUGAAAGCGUCUUGAUUCAGGACAAAAAGGUCACGUUUGAUCCGUCUCUUCUUGUCUCGUGGACUCCGUCCAACGCAGAGCCAUAACCCGCGUCGUCGGUGAAUGUGCUCGACAGUUGCCAACGCUCUGCUGUGCCUGAAAUGUAAAUGAUGCUUCGGUGGUUUUUGUUCUUUUAUUGCUGCUGCAUCAGUGGUGUUUACUUGUGAAGUGCUACAUGUGAAAUAUUUGGAGUGCGGGCGGGCGGGGUGUACAUAUUUCUCAAUGAGUAAACGGUUUCUAGCUCGUCUACUGAAUCAAACCUGUGUGUCUGCUGAUUUGUGAGAUUUCUCUGGUCUUGACGUUCCGCGCCAUCGUGUCAGCAAAGUUCUGCGUCGUGCGUCUUCCUCAAUUUAUCUCCUUAAAAAAAAAACCAUCAUAAAUAUUUUUUUUAAAAACCCUUUCACCCGUCUGUAAAGGGCGUCUUGUGAUAAAGCUGCGUCCUCAUUGACACUUUUCUGUCCAGUUGUGUCCAUGAAAAGUUGGACAUGACGAGUUUUGGCUGAGUGUGUGGGUGUGAGAGCUUUAAUAACAGGUUCAUCUUGUUUUUUUUGUGAAUUCUUCAUCUGAAACUGAAACUGAUCUUGAUGAGCAAAAUACAAACACAACUGAAUCUGCCAGGAACCCUCCACAGGCGGGCGUCAAUCUGUCGUUCCUGAUUGUCAUGGAACUCCGUGAAAAUAUAAAAAAUCGUUCAUGUGUGACUCGUCUUCCCGACACUUUGACUCUCGCAGCCUUUAUCUGUGACGCUCGAGCAGAUUGGCUCCGGCUAAAAAUGGUGAAGUUAUUUUUUCCCCCAACUGUGGCACAUUUGGUUUUACAGUGUUUAGAUGAAUCAUUUGUCGACUGUAAAGAUUCUGCCUCAUCUCGUCACUGUCACAGAUAUUUUUGUUUAGCAACUGAUGGUGACACAACAGAUAAAAGACCAGAAAUGACUCAGUGAGCAGAAACUGUUUGAAUUAAAUUCACGCUGACGCUUCAUAUUCUCCCGGUUGAUUCUAACGCCUUGAAUAAUUAAAGAACAUUGCGCCGGCUAAUCAUUUAAAAGGUUGUUUAUUAAAUAACAAAGGUAAAAGUGAUUCUGCAGAGGUUUUCUAGAGCGUUUAAUGUGCAGUUUUUUCUCUGCUGUUGGUCAAAAAUAACAUUAUUUGGAUCAAAGCCAUACAGCGAAACGACAGCUCUGCUAUUUAAACGGAUGGAGGCGACAGAAGAUGACCAAUAAUAUAUAUUAUAUAAUAUUUCCACGCCGCGGCCGUGUCUCUGAUCAAUAAUCCAUCAGUAUUUGUUAGAAACAUGUGAAAGUGUUGGUUUUAAAUCACUUUUCUGCACAAAUGAACCAGUUGACGCGGUUUUAUCAGUUUCUCAUUUAUGUUUAUCAAGCUGAAUUGUUUGUGAAAGUUAUUUAUCAUCGAAUCCACAUCCACAUCCACUGCACAUGUGACUGAGCACUUCGCAGGUUGUGUCAUGUUCACCCAAUGAAAACUAUUUUCCUGCGAACUAAGUUUUUAAAUAAAAGUUUCCAGCGAA
Paralichthys olivaceus (Japanese flounder) is the source of this 5378-nucleotide messenger RNA. It is a transcript of the gene man1b1a, whose product is annotated as mannosidase, alpha, class 1B, member 1a. Gene Ontology annotation, biological process: mannose trimming involved in glycoprotein ERAD pathway; carbohydrate metabolic process. Gene Ontology annotation, cellular component: endoplasmic reticulum; membrane. The record is from RefSeq and is a predicted model, not a curated record. Gene Ontology annotation, molecular function: mannosyl-oligosaccharide 1,2-alpha-mannosidase activity; calcium ion binding. Lineage: Eukaryota; Metazoa; Chordata; Actinopteri; Pleuronectiformes; Paralichthyidae.